Molecule: messenger RNA, 2286 nt
Organism: Cokeromyces recurvatus
Lineage: Eukaryota; Fungi; Mucoromycota; Mucoromycetes; Mucorales; Mucoraceae
Product: oxoglutarate dehydrogenase, E1 component
Exons: 7
Coding region: 1-2286 (761 amino acids)
Biological process (GO): tricarboxylic acid cycle
Molecular function (GO): oxoglutarate dehydrogenase (succinyl-transferring) activity; thiamine pyrophosphate binding
Source: RefSeq, a predicted model, not a curated record
AUGUUUCGAGUUUCGACAACAAGUAAGCUUCCUUGCAUUAAGACAGCAAGAGCUCUUUAUAAUAAACCAAAGCAAUUAUUAAAGCGAAGUUAUCAUGAUGAUGGCGUUUAUGGAUAUCGAGUUGCUAAAGAAUACAAGUUACCUGACUAUACAUCGGAAGAGUUAGUCAAUCGUAUUAAGCAUGGAAGUCUAUUACGUAUGGUUCAAGCUUAUCGUACACAUGGACAUGAAGGCGCUCAUUUAGAUCCAUUAAACAUUAUGAAAAGAACAGAGGUACUUGCUUUAAAACCAGAAAGAUAUGGAUUAGGAAAAGAAAAUGAUGAAAUGUAUAACCUUAGUGGUAUUUUACAUGUAAAAGAAAGUAGUGGUAUUCAAAAUUCGGAAAAUGUAGAAGCAGAUUUUAAAACCAUUCUAAAUCAUUUACAAGCUGUUUAUUGCGGGAAAAUUGCUUAUGAGUUUAUGCAUUUACCAUCAGCUAGUGAGAGAAGAUGGUGGUAUCAUGCUGUUGAGAGUUGGAAUAAGCCACAACUAACAAUAGAACAAAAGAAACGUAUUCAUGAAUUACUAUCCAAGUCUGAAGUAUUUGAUCAAUUUUUGGGUAAAAAAUUUCCUAAUAUUAAACGCUAUGGACUUGAAGGAGCAGAAAGUAUGAUGGUAGCUAUGGAUCGUAUCCUUGAACUCUCUGCUCGUCAUGGUGUUCAAGACGUUGUGAUUGGUAUGCCUCAUAGAGGUCGUCUGAAUCUUUUAUGUGAUUUACUUCAGUAUCCUUACUAUGCCUUGUUUCAUAAGAUGAGUGGUCAAUCUGAACUUCCUAAGGAUACCUUUGGAUCAGGGGAUGUGAUCUCUCAUCUUGUUAAUAGUCCUGAUUUGACUUAUGGUGAUAAAAAAGUACAUGUUACCCUAUUACCUAAUCCAUCUCAUCUUGAGGCUAUUAAUCCUGUUGCAAUGGGGAAAGCAAGAGCGAAACAAACGGAUCUUUUAGCAUCUUCGUCUUUGGAUACCUCUUCUUGCAACCUAGGUGAUCGUGUUAUGUGUGUCCAAAUACAUGGAGAUACUGCAUUUUCUGGUCAAGGAAUUGUGAUGGAAUCUUUGAGUUUAUCAAAUCUAUCUCAUUAUUCUUCAGGUGGUUCAAUACAUAUUGUAGUCAAUAAUCAAUUAGGUUAUACGACUCCUGCUCAAAAUGCACGUUCUUCAGCUUAUUGCUCAGAUAUUGGUAAAAUGAUUAAUGUACCUGUUGUUCAUGUCAAUGGUGAUUUCCCUGAAGAAGUAGCUAGAGCUCUUGAUUUAGUAUUCGAAUAUCGUAAUAAAUUUAAAAAGGAUAUUAUUCUUGAUUUAAUAUGUUAUCGUCGUUGGGGUCAUAAUGAACUUGAUGAACCUGCUUUCACUCAGCCUAUCAUGUAUAAUAAUAUUCGUCAUCGUAUAUCUGUACCUAAACUUUAUGAAAAGAAAUUGAUCGAAGAAGAGACCUUUAAAUCUAAAAAGGAGAUAGAAGAUAUUCGUGAAGAUCAAAUAAAGCAAUUAGAACAGGGACUUCAAGAAUCUGAAUUCUUUCCAGAACAUGAUCCAACCAAUCUAUCUGGACGCUUUCAUCUUGAUGGAAAUUGGAAGGGAAUUAAACAUAUUCAAUCUGCUACAGAGGUAGAGAGUUCUCCAGAUACAGGCUAUCACCUUGACCUCUUAACGGAGAUUGGCCGAAUCUCUGUUUCACCUCCCUCAGACAUAAAGGUACACCCUCGUCUUCAGAAAUAUCAUAUUGAUCAACGUCUGAAAAAGAUAACUCAAGGUUAUGGGCUAGAUUGGUCUACAGCUGAGGCACUUGCCUUUGGGUCACUCAUCCAUGAAGGAUAUGAUGUACGUAUCUCAGGACAAGAUGUCGGCCGUGGUACCUUCUCACAACGUCAUGCUAUGUUAGUCUGUCAAGAGUCAGAACGUGCAGUUAUUCCAUUAAAUCAAAUACACAAGAAUCAUUUCUUGGAGGUCGCUAAUAGUCCACUUUCAGAGUUUGCUGUAUUAGGAUUUGAAUACGGUAUGUCUAUUGAAUCUCCUAAUCGACUUGUGUUAUGGGAAGCUCAAUUUGGUGAUUUCUUUAAUGGAGCUCAAAUCACGAUUGAUACACUUAUAUCAAGUGGAGAAGAGAAAUGGUUAAGACAAAGUGGACUUGUUAUGCUUUUACCACAUGGUCAAGAUGGAGCAGGACCGGAACAUUCUUCGUGUCGUAUAGAGCGAUUCUUACAGGUAGACUACACACACACAUAUAUAUAUAUAUAUAUGUAUACAAGAGUCUAA